Molecule: messenger RNA, 3686 nt
Organism: Osmerus eperlanus (European smelt)
Lineage: Eukaryota; Metazoa; Chordata; Actinopteri; Osmeriformes; Osmeridae
Gene: cnot2
Product: CCR4-NOT transcription complex, subunit 2
Exons: 15
Coding region: 744-2507 (587 amino acids)
Biological process (GO): regulation of DNA-templated transcription; regulation of stem cell population maintenance; nuclear-transcribed mRNA poly(A) tail shortening
Cellular component (GO): P-body; CCR4-NOT core complex
Source: RefSeq, a predicted model, not a curated record
ACACGCGUUUCUUAGUAGUCAUUGCUCGUUGGUUCUGGUGUGUUUUUGAUGACUUUACGGAUUUUAAUUCGAGCCGUCACCUGUCUCUGUUUUGUUUGACUGUAGGAGCUGCUACAGUACUUCGUGCUACUAGACUAGUAACAUUAGCUGGCUUACAUCUCAGACCCAAAGAGGAGGGACGGGAAAGUGUGGACGGAACUGGUUCGGAGGCAUCGCAGGCCCAACCUGCACGCCGCUCGUUACAUUUAGUAGCAGUCAGCUGGCCGAACCGAAGCUUGUUUAGUUGCAGGAGGCACCCCUUGGUGAUGCUAGCGUGUUGUAGCUAGUAUAGCUACGGUAGCAUAGCUAGCUGGAAAUCAUCCUCACAAAUGACAUUUAGGCUAGCUAGCAUCGACCAUUCGUAAAUGUAGGGUAUAAACAAACUGGAAUAGGUGAAUUGCAGGAUCUUGCUUGCUAGUUAGCCCACUUGCUUACUGCUUAGGCAAGGCUACUGUAGCUAUUUGUAGUUGCAUACAAAUGUACUUAUCAAAAGGGGUCCAGUUACACGUCGCGAAUGAUUACAAUGCGUUGCGGCAGCAUGCAUUAUGAAUUACCAGCAGGCUUCUUAGCGUAGUGUGAUAAUAGAAGUUAGGGGAAGGUAUUUAGAAUGGGUCAUAUAUUGCUGCUAAAGGACCAUUACCAAGACAGGAAUUUGUGUCAUCUGGACUCAUCCUUAGCCCUGUGUGUUCCUACUUGCGUCAUUAAUGAGAGCUGACCAGAUGCCUGAUCCAUCAAUUUAUCUUGUGACAAACGGCAUGUACGGUGGUACGUUAGAGAAGUUUGUAGAGAUCGUAGAGGUGGUGGACACUGACUUUCCAGAUGAGAGUAUGUACUACAGCCAACCGUCGAUGUUCCCACAUCGGUCGGACAAAGAUAUGUUGUCGUCGCCUUCGUCUUCGUCGUCGGGACAGCUGUCCCAGCUGGGUGCCAGUCUUUACGGUCCACAGAGUGCACUGGGCUUCUCCAUAAGAGGCCUGGGAAACAACACGCCCCAGCUAACCCGCAGCCUCACACAAAGCACCCAGCUGCAGAGCCACACCCCCCCCACCACCGGGGGGCCCACCAUGUCCCUUCACACCCCUCCAUCGCCAAGCAGGGGCUCCUUGCCGAUGAACACGAGGAACAUGCUGAACCACGGCCAGGUGGGCCAGAGCAUCGCCCUGAGUGGCCAGGUGGGCCAAAGCAUCGCCCUGAGUGGCCAGGUGGGCCAGAGCAUCGCCCUGAGUGGCCAGGUGGGCCAGAGCAUCGCCCUGAGUGGCCAGGUGGGCCAAAGCAUCGCCCUGAGUGGCCAGGUGGGCCAGAACAUCGCCCUGAGUGGCAGAAGCAGCAGCAUGGGGAGUUCCGGCCUGGGCAGCCCCAGUCGCUGCUCGCCCAGCAUCAUCUGCAUGCCCAAGCAGCAGCCGGCACGCCAGCCCUUCACCAUCAACAGCAUGUCGGGGUUUGGAAUGAACCGGAACCAGGCGUUCGGGAUGAACAACAUCUUCAACGGCACAGACGGCAGCGAGAAUGUGACUGGGCUGGACCUGUCCGACUUCCCAGCGCUGGCAGACAGGAGCCGGAGGGAGGGUGGAGGAAACCCCACGCCGCUGCUCAACCCCCUGGCUGGGAGGGCUCCCUACGUCGGCAUGGUGACGAAGCCAUCGAACGACCAGAAUCAGGACUUCUCCAUCCACAACGAGGACUUCCCCGCGCUGCCGGGAGCCAACCACAAGGACCCCGCGCUGGGGGGAGACGAGGGCAAAGCUAACCUCAAUUCCACAGGUAAGAACUCAUCCAGCAUCGAUGGACCCAAGUUUCCUGGAGACAAGACGAGCUUGGGCCAGAACAACCAGAGGAAAGGCAUCCAGGUGCUGCCGGACGGCCGAGUGACCAACAUCCCCUCGGGGAUGGUGACGGACCAGUUUGGGAUGAUCGGCCUGCUGACGUUCAUCCGAGCGGCGGAGACGGACCCUGGCAUGGUGCACCUGGCCCUGGGCAGCGACCUGACCACCCUGGGGCUCAACCUCAACUCACCUGAAAACCUCUACCCCAAGUUUGCUUCCCCGUGGGCAUCAGCUCCAUGUCGACCACAAGACAUCGAUUUCCAUGUUCCCUCGGAGUACCUCACCAACAUCCAUAUCAGGGACAAGCUGGCAGCCAUCAAGCUGGCUCGGUACGGGGAGGACCUGCUUUUCUACCUGUACUACAUGAAUGGAGGAGAUCUGCUGCAACUGCUGGCGGCCGUGGAGCUCUUCAACCGGGACUGGCGCUACCACAAGGAGGAGCGGGUGUGGAUCACGCGGGCACCGGGCAUGGAGCCCUCUCUGAAGACCAACGCCUACGAGAGGGGCACAUACUACUUCUUCGACUGUCUGAACUGGAGGAAGGUAGCCAAGGUAAAGGAGUUCCACCUGGAGUACGACAAGCUGGAGGAGAGGCCUCACGUGCCCUCCACCUUCAACUACAACCCAGCCCAGCAGGCCUUCUGAGCCCCACCCCCCCCCGGGGCCCCGCCCACCUCCCUCCCAGCCUGAGGGGGGCAGGGGCCCAGACGGCUCGUUUUUAUUCCUUGAGGAUCUUGGCUCAUUGACUGCAGAGGAGGUCCCACUGGAACAGAGCCUUUCCUUUCCAAAUUAUGUGCUGCCCAAAUACCCAUUUGGUUCCUUUUUAUUCUUCGUUUUCAUUUUCCUCGUCUAGUUUGGAGGAUCUGUGGUAAGUUUACAUCUUGGCACCAGAGGCCUGGUGCCGCCAACCCACAACCCACAAACAACACUUGCAGUGACAGGACAAGGGGUAUGCCUCGAUUUUUUUCCUCCCCCAAAAAGUGUUACACAAAGGACUACCAACCGUUCAUGAGAGCGUCAAGGCCGAAGAAAUGCAAUGUUCAUUGUUGCACUAUAUUUAGUAAUAAAAGAACACAAAAAUUGUUUGUGAUUUUUAUGUGAAAACACUCCCCCCGUUUUGUUCUUAGAAAGACGACCAACCUAGUUCACACGUCUCCUCCUCCUCCUGUACAUUCCCUGUCUCGUGAAACAGCCACUCAGCCCCUCCUCUCUCUUCAUAGAUGUUUCCUGGCUUCAGUGGACCCAGACUAGAGACUGUGGUGAACGUUCUGUCAGCAGGUGGUCAGCCUCUGCUGGGCUGAGAGGACCAAGCUUCGUUGUUUAAACACUUUCCACUCUUUGUUACUAUUUUGUAAUAAAUGUGUAAAUUUUUGUUUUUUAAUUUUUUGGACAUCACAUAAAGAUGUAUGUAGGAAUGUGUGUAUAUAUGAUAUAUAUAUGUCUGUAUGUAUAUAUAUAUAUAUUACAUCUAUUUUGGAAAAAGUGCUGCCUAUUCUUGCACCUCGUUUUCAGGAGGUGAGUGGGGAAGCAGUGUGGAUUAAACAACAUUUCUGGAUCUGCUGGACCAGGUUUAACGCUUGGCCAAAUACAACAAGACAAAUACAAAGGACAAAACCAGGAGGCCUGACUCCAACCACAGACAUCCACCCUUCAAACAGCUGUCAGACCGUGGGGACGGAGGAAGAGGCUCUCAAGCUGUUUAAACGGCAGCGUUUCAUAGGAAAAGGAAAAACAUAAUUUGAUGACAAAAAAAGAAAUUAUGAUUGACCAAUCUUGUAUUUUCGGAGGUUCAAAGCUUCUUUGUAAUAAAGCAGUCUAGUCUUU